This is a messenger RNA of Neoarius graeffei (lesser salmon catfish), 4525 nucleotides long. RefSeq names its product transcription factor EB (gene tfeb). The record is from RefSeq and is a predicted model, not a curated record. Bases 246 to 1844 code for a protein of 532 amino acids. Lineage: Eukaryota; Metazoa; Chordata; Actinopteri; Siluriformes; Ariidae. The transcript has 9 exons. Gene Ontology annotation, molecular function: protein dimerization activity; DNA-binding transcription factor activity, RNA polymerase II-specific; RNA polymerase II cis-regulatory region sequence-specific DNA binding. Gene Ontology annotation, biological process: humoral immune response; positive regulation of DNA-templated transcription; regulation of transcription by RNA polymerase II. Gene Ontology annotation, cellular component: nucleus.
GACAGUGGCUGCCUCCACCAGCUCCGGCGCUGUUAAAGUGACCAGCCCUGUUAUCAGUGCUCAUUGUGAACAGCGUGCUGAUCCAAUGAGCAGAUCUCAAUAAAGAACGUUCGCCGUGAUGCGUUGCAGAUAAUACAGUACAGCUGAGCUUCAGUUUGUGCUUUUUUUGUUUGUUUGUUUGUUUGUUUGUUUGUUUUGGUCUUAUUUUUGGAUCCAGCACGAAACUUUUGACUCUGAUCUCAGGGAUGGCUGGGACUCUUGAAUACACAAGGCCAGCUAUCACACCAUCUUUCGGGCUGGACUGUGCGGCAGCUGCUCGGCCCCCACGCCCCCCUGCCAUGGUGUCCCGCGUAGGCAUGCGCCAGCUGCUCAUGCGUGAACAAAUGCAGCAGGAGGAGCAGCGGGAGCGCCAACGUCACCUGCACCACAUGCAGCAGCGGCCACCCGGACAGCCUGCUCCCUCGCCCGCCAUCAACGCGCCCGUGCACUUCCCAGCACCGAUGCAGGUGCCUGUCGAAGUGCUGAAGGUACAAACCCACCUGGAGAACCCCACUGACUACCACAUCCGCCAGUCUCAGAGGCAACAGGUAAAGGAGUACCUGUCCAGUACCAUCGCUCCCAAGCAGGUCGUCCACGCUGCAGCUAGCGUAGUGCACCCCUCUCCACCCAGCAUGCCGCAGUGCCAGUCAGCCGGUGCCCUGCAACCCCUGCCCUCACCUUGUGCAUCACAGCUCGUCACCUCAGGAGGGAACAGUGCCCCCAAUAGUCCUAUGGCCAUGCUGAACAUCAGUUGCAGCCAUGAGAAAGAGAUGGAGGAAGUGAUUGAGGACAUCAUCAGCAUGCAGUCCAGCUAUGAUGAUAUUCAGACUUAUGUUGACUCCGUGGGACAGAUGCCAAACACACUUCCUCUAUCUAGCAGCCAUUUGGACGUGUACACUGGGCCUGGCAUGGCAGGUCCUACCAUCGCCAUGACUAGCAACUCCUGCCCUGCCAACCUGCAUCACAAAAGGGAGCUCUCAGAUGCUGAGGCUCGUGCGCUGGUCAAGGAGCGACAGAAGAAAGACAACCACAACUUGAUUGAAAGGAGAAGGAGGUUCAAUAUCAAUGACCGCAUCAAGGAGCUGGGCACCAUGAUUCCAAAAACUAAUGACCUGGAUGUCCGCUGGAACAAGGGCACUAUUCUCCGUGCCUCAGUGGAUUACAUUAAACGAAUGCAGAAGGACAUCCAGAGAACCAGGGAAGUGGAGAGCAACUUCAAGAGGAUGGAGGUGGUCAAUAAGCAAUUGUGGCUCCGUAUCCAGGAGCUAGAGAUGCAAGCCCGGAUGCAUGGUCUGCCUAGCACCUCGCCAUCAGGCCUGAACAAUACUGAAACCCUGAACCCGUUCGUAAAACAGGAGAACAGCCCUGAGGAGCUUCACCACCAGCAGCCUCCUCAACUCCAUCAGCCUCCUCAACUCCACUCCCACCCUCAUCAGCUCCACCCUCAUCAGCUCCACCCUCAUCAGCUCCACCCCCAAGCUUCUCAGCUCCACCCCCAGCCACCACUGCAGUACUCUGCUGUAGGCAGCACACAGCCCUUCGAAUUUGGCCACUCCCUGGACUUGUGCGAUGGCAACAUGCCAGGUUAUGCAGAUAGCAUGGGGUGUCUGGGGGAUCUGAGCUCGAUAGGGGGCACGGCCGGUGGCACCAUGGGUCACGCAGGCAAGAAGAAUGAGAUGGCCUGGGUCGAUGAGGCGCUGUCGCCACUGGGCACAGACCCACUGCUCUCGGCCAUGUCACCCGAGGCGUCUGUGGACAGCAGCCGCCGUAGCAGCUUCAGCAUAGACGACUCGGACAUACUGUGAAAUGGCUCCAGCACAAAUAUUAACACCUUCACACACCUAUUUUAUGAACACAUAAAGGGCAACAGCACAUGCAACUUUUUUCAUAUUUUCAAGUACGUUUUUAGGCUACCGAAAUACCAUAGGCAGUCAACAAAAGCUUACACACACACACACACACACUCCCUUGGAUAUGAUUUGAUUUACGUACCAUCCAUACACUCCUAAAAAUCUAAAUACACUAAAUUAGAUAUUUAUAUUUAAAAAAAAAAAUUUCACAUACCAGUACUACCAUACAAAUACAAAAAAAGGCCAUUUUAUCCAUAAGGAAGUAUUUGUUCGUGAUUUUUUUAAAAAAAAAAAUAAAAUAAGUAGCAAGCAAAUUUUAGUUCUCGUCCCAGCCACUCAGAUUUAAUCAGUGCCAUACUGCUGGCCUUUAGCAUGGAACCUACAGGGGAAGGAAGGGGAGGAUAGAUAAAUAUAGAAAUUAGUACAGUAUGUUUUAGAAUUAAAUGUCAUCCAAAGGCAGCUUUUUCUCAGGCAUUUAGAAAGGAAAAAAAAAAAAAAAACAUCAGGGACAUCAUUCCCUUCCCAAGAAAUGGAUCUAAGGUAACCCUUUCUUUGAAGAUCCCUUUUUGAAGGCAUUCAGAAAACGUUCAUGAAUCUUGUAUAGACAUUUUUAUUUUAUUUUUUUUAAAUUAUGACUUAAUUUAAAUGUCUAUUAGUGUAAAUACUUGGGCUAGUGUUAGCUCUGAGGAUAAGGUUCUUGCACUAGUGUCCAGAAGUCACAAAACUGACUGAAGCCGAACAAGUCCCUUCAUCCUCAGCUAAUCAUCUUGGAUUAGAUUCUGACUCACUUUGGGUGUUUUUUUUUUUUUUGUUUUUUUUUAAAUUAAAGUGUUACCAAUUCCAUUAAUGGUGUGCUAGGAACUGUACCUAAAGUAUUAUUAUUAUACUAUUACUUUCUAAAAGUGGAUCCUUGAAGUAAUAAGUAAUACUUAAGCAAAUAAAAGUAGUGUACUAAAUGGGCUUGGUUUCAAAAUUAAUGCCUGAUGCAUUAGGUGAUUAGUGUAACAGGAUGGUCAGGGUGCUAGCACAAAAGAAACGAAACUAUCCGGUUAAUCUAACCAGCGUACUGCGUCACCAAGACAAAAAUCCACCCCCUCAUGAAGAGUGAAUUGAAAUGGGGUUGUGCUUAACCCUCUGGUUCUGUUCACUACUAUUGACCCAGGCCAUCUGUUUUUGAUUUAAAAGCACCGCAGCAGUAAAAUCCGCUAUAAACCAGCCACGAUAUCUUCAUCUUCGUCAUUCACAAUAGAAACAAUCACCCGUGGUCCUCGUUCAUACACUCCUUACAGCUUGUGUACGUGUCUGUGCAUGUGUGUGCACUGUAAAUAAAUAUGACCGAAUAAUGGACCCAAAUCACCUUGUUUCAGAAAAGUUCAUUUUUAUCCCUUUUAUUUUACCUUGUUACUCAGGUCAGAAUGACCUGAAUGUAAUUUUUGUAAUAUAAAUGACACUUUUUUUUUUUUUUUUUUUUUUUUUUCUUCUUCAGAUUAACUUUGUUUAUUAGAGAAAUGAAACCAAGUGUAAAGGUUCAUGUUGAAAAGAGUAGUGUAAAUCUGAUUUGGGUCAUUUUACCCUGAACAGAACGUGAGGUUUAAGCGCCUCACUUGUAUGUGCACUUCCUCUCUGCCUGAGGUAAUGUUAUAAGGGCAAGGAUCUAACGUGCAAUUCCAGCUAUGAAAUUUUAAAAAUGGAAGAAAAAAAAAAUAAAGUCCCCCCCCCCCCCCCCCCGCGCCUCCUCGCUCCUAAAGCACUGAAGAAAAUAUGAGUUUAAUGGCUUUAUAAUAGAUGAUUUAUUAAGAUUUUAUAUGCCACUAAGCAACAAGUGUAUUUUUAUCAUGUGUAACUUUUUAUUUUUAUUUGAUCUUCCAAAAAUGACCUUUGCUAUCACGGUGCAGAGCCAUUUAAAUAUGAAAAUAUUUAAACCACUAGCCUUAUUGUACAUGGCCAGCAGAGCCGUAUAAUAUAUAUUUUUCUUUUUUUAUGUUAGAAUUUAUCAGGCUUUUAAGAACAUAAAAGAACAUGUAUCAUGUUUUUAUAUUGAUUUGAUUUUUUUUAACAGUUAUUCAAAAAUGAGUGAUUUCUGUAAUUUUCAGUUUUAAUUAAAACUUUGUGAAUGUGAAUUUUUCCCUGUUGUACAGUUAGUUGAAGUAGUUUUAAGUGAAGCAGCCUGAUUUUUUAUUUUAUUUUUUUUUAUUCCCCCCAUGGUGCCUUCCUUUUCCUAAAAAUAUACCCCCAUACUGUUAUUGGACAACCUGCCUCAGAGUUUAAAACGUUCUUACACUGUGUUACUGGCUCAGAGUUUACUUUUUUCCUCUGACUUUUAAAGUCCAAAUUUAUCCACCGCCAGCAUUCAAAGAGUUGUUUUAGCUGACACAAAUCUUUGACUUGGUAAACCGUAACAGAUGGAGCUGUCCAAGCUGUUAUAGUGAUGGGGUUCUUCUAAUUUUGCUUCUUCUUUUUUUUUUCCAGGAAAUAAGGUUUGCCAUAAAUGAAGGGAAAAUAUAUUCCUUUCAGAUUGUGAUUUAAGUGAUUGUUACUGUUUUAGCAAACGCAUCCAAAAGCCUUUUGAAUUCAAUCUUGUAAAAUUUUAUGGACGUGAAUCCGAUCGAUUAUUAAAUGUAUUUAAGAUGAUUAUA